This is a messenger RNA of Saprolegnia diclina VS20, 788 nucleotides long. RefSeq lists its product as hypothetical. The coding region runs from base 20 to 592 and encodes 190 amino acids. Gene Ontology annotation, cellular component: HAUS complex; cytosol. Gene Ontology annotation, biological process: spindle assembly. The transcript is spliced from 6 exons. Lineage: Eukaryota; Oomycota; Saprolegniomycetes; Saprolegniales; Saprolegniaceae. The record is from RefSeq and is a predicted model, not a curated record.
AAUAUAAAAAAAGAUUUGCAUGACGACCGAGAGCGCUGAAGCCGUGCGGCAGCUCCUGCGGAAAGACAUGCAGCGCGAGCAUGCGCUCCACGCCGACCUUCUUCAGUACAUUGGCCUGCGCGAGGAAGACUUGUCCUCGGCGAGCCAGAAGCACAUCCGCCUCAUGGCCCAAGCGGCGAGUGUGCUCGAGCUCAAUACGACCGACGUCAGCGCGUAUGUGGCUGCGAUCUCCGACCUGUGCGAAAAGUACGACGCGCUCCAUGCGUCCGUGAGUACGUGGCGCCGCCACGAAGCAAAGCAACUCAAGCGCAAGCAAGAGCUGCACAACGAGCUGCGGGAGAUGGAGCACAUGCUUGCGAUGCUUGAUGCUGCGUCCCAAGAGCGUGAUGCGAUCGAGAAUGUGGCAACGAUGGACGGUCGCCUCAAAGAAUAUACAGGGAAGCACGCCGUGUAUGCCAAGGAGAUUACGGUAGGCCAAGCUCGACAAGAACCUCGCGGACCGUGGCUACUUCCACGUCGCAUCGUCCUUGCACCACGACGUGCUCGUGCACCUCGAGCAGCAGUGUGCGCAACUCGAAGCUGCCAACAAUGAGGUCCGCGCCAAGGUCGAUCGCUUCCAGGACCUCCCGCCCAACCUUGAGCUGGCCAACGCCACGCUGUACAAAGCCCAAGAACGAUUACAGCAGCUUGAAGCAGACUUUCAGUCGCGCGUGCAUAGCAUGGUCUAAUCGACGUGGAUCCGCUGCACUUUACAUUAUCGCACGUGUCGUACCCUCCCAACACUAGAA